AUGUUCCCGGAGGAUCGCAAGGAGGGCAGCCCCCGUUUCGGGAAACUCCACUUCCCCGUCGGCCUCUGGAUCAACUCCCCCAAGAAGCGCCUGGCCAAGAUGAGCCGCCGGUGGCCCAGCGCCGGCUCCGUCAGAUCGACCUCCUCGGACACGGCCAGCCGCGGCAGCGAGACGGUGGAGCUGCGUCCCCCCAGCAAAACCAAACCCUCGCGCCACAAGCGUCUCUCCAACCUCUUCCACCGCAGCGGCGCCGGGACGGGCGCCGCCAGCGCCGGCGGGCGUUGGGCCAGUGAGAAGAAGCUGGCGGAGCUGGUGGACCCGGUACCCGAGGUCCUGGUGGGGGGGGAACAACCCCCCGGCCAGCGCCAGCUCCCCGGUAUCCUCAAAAUUUUUGGGGGGGACAUCUCCCGGGGGGCCAACUACAAGAGCGUUUUGGCUACACCGCGCUCCACCGCCCGGGAGCUGGUGCGGGAAGCUUUGGAACGUUACGGUUUGGCUCCGGAAGAGGGAACGUCGGGAGAAUAUGUGCUCUGCGACGUGGUGGGGCGCCCGGGGGGUCCCGGGGGGGCUUGGCAGGUGGAGCACCUGCGGCCGGUGGGCGACGCUGAGCGGCCCUUGGUGCUCCAGGACGUCUGGAAACCGAAAACCGGCUGCUCCCGGCGCUUCGAGAUCCGCCGGCGGCAAGAGGUGGAGCGCAUCUGCGAGGGCGAGGACGCCGAGACCGCCGGCAUCAACGCUCAGGCCCGGCGGCUGCAGAAGAGCCGCUCGCGGGCGGCAUCGGGGGGCCCGGCCCCCGCCAAAGAACGUGCCGACAACCUCUCGCUGCGCCGCAGCAUCAGCGACAUGAACCUCAGCACCAAACGGCGACGGGAACGGAAGACGGUGUUGAGUGUGGCGGGGGGCGAAGCCGGGACCCCCACAACCGACGAGGGACCCCCCGAAACCCCCCCCGGGGACGGGGUGGCUGGUGAGGAGGAGGUGGGAGAGGGCGCUGGCCUGGAGCAGCUCUCGCAGUGCCUCAUCCAGCCCCCCCAGCAGCACCCCUACUUCCUCCUGCUGCAGGGCUACGGCAAGCAGGACUUUGUCAUCUACGUGAUGACCCGACCCCAACACGUCUUCGGCCGCCCCGAACGCCGGGGGGUCCCAGAAAAAACGGGGGGCUGCCUCGUCGACACCUUCCUCAACGCCCCCGACAUCCUGCCACGCCACUGCCUGGUGCGGGCGGCCGAGGCGGGGGCCGAUACUGCCGCCUCCCCCCCCACCGCCACCGUCCGGCCUUUUCGGGGGGCCCCUGUCACCCACAACGGAGCCCCCCUCUUGCGCCAAGCCCCCCUCAACCCCGGCGACCUGCUGGGGCUGGGCCAGCACUUCCUUUUCCUCUAUAAGGACCCCCGGGGCGCGGCGGAGGGGUCUCCCACCCCGCGCCCCCCCUGGCUACCCCACGCCUGGCCCUCUCCCGGCUUGGUGGGGGCCCUGGGGUGCCCGGGGUGCGGGCGCUCCCCCCAGGAGCGGCAGGAGGCCCUGCGGAGCUGCCUGGAGAGCCCCCAGCCGGAGCUGCGGUACCGACCCCAGGAGGAGGAGGUUCUGCUGCGGGAGAUCGUCCGGCUGCCGGAGGGAUGCGGGACGGGAGCCGGAAUGGGGGCGUUGGCCCCCGCUUUCCUUUUGGGAUUGUGUUUGGAACACGCCGCCCGUGCCUUCCCGCCUGAGCGCUUCCCUGCGCUGCUCUCCCGCGUGGCUCUGCUCGUUAAGGAGACCGUUUGGGAGAAGAUCAAGGAGAUCGGAGAUCGGCAGCCAGAGAACCAGCAGGAUGCGGCCCCCGCGUCGCUGAGCAUGGAGGCGGUGGUAGCCGACCUGCGGCCCCUGAUGCUCUGGCUGGCCAACGCCAUGGAGCUGCUCAACCUGGCCCAGGGCCGCGUGCUGGAGCUGGAGAAGGAGCUGGAGCUGGAGGGCCCCUGCCAGGAGCUGACCGGCGACCUGGAGACCUGCGACGAGGCCAUGGGCGUCCUGGACGAGGUGAUCAUGUCCACCUUCCAGCAGUCCGUCUACUACCUGACCAAG
Haliaeetus leucocephalus (bald eagle) is the source of this 2058-nucleotide messenger RNA. It is a transcript of the gene RASIP1, whose product is annotated as Ras interacting protein 1. Gene Ontology annotation, cellular component: cell-cell junction. The record is from RefSeq and is a predicted model, not a curated record. Gene Ontology annotation, biological process: angiogenesis; negative regulation of Rho protein signal transduction; regulation of GTPase activity. NCBI's taxonomy places the organism in Eukaryota, Metazoa, Chordata, Aves, Accipitriformes, Accipitridae. The annotation marks the transcript as partial. The transcript has 7 exons. Gene Ontology annotation, molecular function: GTPase binding.